Polyodon spathula (Mississippi paddlefish) is the source of this 2580-nucleotide messenger RNA. RefSeq names its product DNA-binding protein Ikaros-like. Gene Ontology annotation, biological process: regulation of transcription by RNA polymerase II. Gene Ontology annotation, molecular function: RNA polymerase II cis-regulatory region sequence-specific DNA binding; DNA-binding transcription factor activity. The record is from RefSeq and is a predicted model, not a curated record. Lineage: Eukaryota; Metazoa; Chordata; Actinopteri; Acipenseriformes; Polyodontidae. Bases 41 to 1735 code for a protein of 564 amino acids. The transcript is spliced from 8 exons.
AGGUUGCAAAAUGCCUUGUGUGAGUGCAGAAAACUAAGCAAUGUUAGGCUGGAACGAGGAAGUGGAGAGAAGAGGGGAGGGACUGAGGGCUGAUUUCCAUCAUGCAGCCGCGGCGCUGAGAACAGCAGCACAUGGAGCUGGGGAGGGCUGGAAGAGCUUCAUCUUACAAACCCAGGGAAUAGCAGAAUACCUGCAAAGAAUGGAGACAGAGGAGGCUCAGGACAUGUCGCAGGGUUCAGGACAGGACAGUCCAACUGCAAACGAUGUCCCUGAAGAGACAGAUGAGACGAUGCCUGUCCCUGAAGACCUCUCCGCGACCUCUGGACAGCAACAGACCCCCAAGAAUGAGAAAGUGUUAGCCAGUAAUAUUAAAGUAGAGAAUCAGAAUGAUGAAGAGAAUGGGCGUGCCUGUGAGGUGAAUGGGGAAGAAUGUGCAGAGGAUUUGCGAGUGCUUGAUGCUUCAGGAGUGAAAUUGAAUGGCUCCCACGCAGGCCAAGGCAGCAAAGCCUACUCGUCAGUAGGUGGCAUUCGUCUCCCCAAUGGGAAACUAAAGUGUGAUAUCUGUGGAAUCGUUUGCAUCGGUCCAAAUGUUCUCAUGGUACACAAACGAAGCCACACCGGUGAACGGCCGUUUCAGUGUAAUCAGUGCGGCGCCUCCUUCACACAGAAGGGCAACCUACUACGCCACAAAAAGCUACACUCCGGUGAAAAGCCAUUCAAGUGCCACCUAUGUAACUAUGCCUGUCGCCGUAGAGACGCCCUCACAGGUCACUUGCGCACUCACUCCGUUGGGAAACCUCACAAAUGUGGAUACUGUGGCCGAAGCUACAAACAGCGCAGCUCAUUAGAGGAACACAAAGAGCGCUGUCACAACUACUUGCAAAGCAUGGGGCUGCCAAACACCAUCUACUCAGUAGUAAAGGAAGAAAGCAACCACAAUGAGAUGAGUGAAGACUUAAGCAAGAUGGGAUCAGAAAGAGCCCUGGUGCUAGACAGACUAGCUAGUAACGUAGCCAAACGUAAGAGUUCUAUGCCUCAGAAGUUUGUGGGAGAGAAGAGGCUGUUGGACCUCUCCUAUGAUGGCAACUCGAACAACUAUGACAAGGACAGCGAGAUAAUGCAGCCCCAUGUCAUGGACCAGGCCAUAAACAGUGCCAUCAGUUACCUGGGGGCCGAGUCCCUGCGUCCCCUAGUCCAGACUCCCCCUGCCUCCUCUGACGUGGUAAUCAACCCCAUAUAUCCUCUUCGUAAACCCAACAACGGCAACAACCACAUCCACUCGGUCCAGGACAGUGCUGCUGAGAACUUGCUCCUGCUCUCCAAGGCCAAGUCUGUUUCCACAGAGAGGGAUGUGUCACCUAGCAACAGCUGCCAAGAUUCCACUGACACUGAGAGUAACGAGGAGAGGGCUGGGGGUGGUGGCCUCAUCUACCUGACCAAUCACAUCAUGCCGCAGGCUCGGAAUGGCAUUCCCGCUGUCAAGGAGGAGCAUGGCAGGCAGUACGAUCUCCUGAGGGCGAUAGCGGAGUUCAGGGUGGUCACUAGCGAGGGUGAGCAGGUCAAGGCGUAUUUCUGCGAACACUGCAGAGUUCUCUUCCUGGACCACGUCAUGUAUACCAUCCACAUGGGUUGCCAUGGCUUCCGAGACCCCUUCGAGUGCAAUUUAUGCGGCUACCGCAGCCAGGACAGGUAUGAGUUCUCCUCCCACAUGACUCGAGGGGAGCACCGCUUUUAAUGCACACACACUGGGAAAAUCUGAGGGACCAUUUAUAUGGAUUUAUGUAUAUAUAAUAUUUCCAUAGUACAUGGGCGAAUAAAAACAACACAUUUUAGACAGCAUUUUAUAUACUAAAAAGUGAAAUGGAAUAGCAAAUUCAUUUUUUUUUUGUUUAUUUGGUUUUAUUUUAAUAAAAAAAAUUUUCCCCAUGCGUUUGUUACGACAUCCUUUUAGAAAAUAGGAGAGUUUAGUUGAGAGGCUUAUGAAGGGAAUCUACAAACUACAAUAGAACUUCCCCUUUAGCUUGAACUGCUUUUUUAGGUUUCAGAUAAAAUAAAGUGGAAAUUGUGUUAACUACAGAAAGGAUGCAUUUGAUGUAGCAUAUGUGGAAAUCCUGAAAAUACUAAUAAUUAAAAAUAAAUCCUACUGCAUUUGAAAAAUUAAACCCUUGUGUAUUUUAAAAAGUCAUGGUUGGGUUGUAUUGUUCAAAGUAUUCCAUAUUUGGCCAAAUAACUAAACUAAUAUUAUCCUACAUACACAACAAAAGGGUUCUUACAGUAUUUGAUGAUUAUAUAUUGUAAAACUGUGCAUCUGCUUUGUAACAGAUGUUUGCAAAAUUAAAUUGUGCCACCCUUGGUGAUUGUACUUAAAAUGUGAAUUUUGGGCUAGUCUUCCUGGUUACAAUUCCAUGUAGUUUAACCCUAUAAGCAGUGUUCUAGCCAGUUAGCUUGUAGUUAUAGUCUACCUACCAAAACAUUCUGUUAAACAAGAAAUUUUACAUUACAGUGAAUGAAGCUCUAAUUUUUUUUUUUUUUUUCUGAAAUAAAGUGAACAUAAACAGCUAGUUUCACAGACCCUGAUUA